AUGCGAGGUGUGCAGAUCUUCUCAGGGACAUCCCACCCGGCCUUGACAGACUCCAUCUGUGAGCGUCUAGGUGCUGUCCCCGCACCGGCUGAGCUCCGGAAAUUCAGCAAUGGAGAGACAUUGGUCAACAUCGGUGUCUCUGUUCGAAACCAGGAUGUCUAUAUUGUGCAGAGUGGGAGCAGCAAGAUCAAUGAUAGCUUGAUGGAGCUCUUGAUCAUGGUCUCUGCCUGCAAAGGCGGGUCAGCUAAGACGAUAACCGCUGUCAUGCCCUAUUUUCCCUAUUCGAGGCAGUCGAAAAAGAAGAGCCACCGAGGUGCUAUCACAGCUCGAAUGAUCGCAAACUUGCUCAACAUUGCUGGUGUCGAUCAUGUCAUUACUCUGGAUUUACAUGCGUCUCAAAUGCAAGGUUUCUUCGCAAAGCCCGUCGAUAACCUCUUCGCAGAACCAUUGAUAGCCCGUUGGAUUCGUAUGAAUGUACCUAGCUGGAGAGACGCAGUCGUUGUCAGCAAGAAUGCGGGUGGUACGAAGCGAGUAACAUCGCUCGCGGAUACCUUGAAGCUCAAUUUCGGCAUUGUCACAACAGAGCGACGCAGGCCCAAGGUUCAUAUGUCCAUGACAGACAGCAUGGUUUUCUUUGAUACCAUAGAGAAGGGAAAUCAUUCAGCUGGGAGAGCUAUAAAUAUUCUAGCUGUCGACCACGACUCGGCUGUGGACGAUUAUUUCCUCUCGAGAUCUGCUGAUACAUUAAGAUUAAGGCCCGAGACUCCUCCCUCAGCUCGGCGACCUUCUGAAUUGGAAGCUGCAGAAUACACAACCGACGAAAGAGCCCGUGAAGUGAUUACAGGACGCAUCGUACAAGGACAUCUUGUCGAUGACGAUUUUGUGGACGGAUCGCAAGUGGCCACUCCCCUUCCUCUAACAGGUUCAGAAAGUGGCGAUAGUACCACUAUUGAUCAUAUGGCAUCGUCUUUUAUGUCUGCCGCAUCGUCACACGAGGAUCACGCCCUUGGAGGAACAUAUGAUGCCGUUGAAUCGGACGAUGAUGAGCCCCCAGCAAUGGCGACCAAUAACGACGAGAAGACAAUCACAUUAGUUGGAAACGUAAAGGAUAAGGCUGUUUUUAUUAUCGAUGACAUGAUUGAUCGAAGUGGGUCAUGGAUUACUGCCGCUGAGACAGUCGUCAGAAGAGGCGGUGCAAAGACAGUAUACUGCAUUGCCACACAUGGACUAUUCGGUAACAACUGCUUAGAGGAAAUGGAGAACAGUGAUGUGAUUGAUCAUAUUGUUGUCACAAAUUCCUUUCCCAUUCCUGCAGAAAAGAUGCGUCUCUCCAAGAAGUUGACCGUUAUUGACGUGUCUGCCCUGUUAUCGGAGAGCAUCCGGCGUCAUCACUAUGGCGAGAGUAUAUCUGCUCUUUUCCAAUUGACUGAUUAA
Talaromyces marneffei is the source of this 1434-nucleotide messenger RNA. RefSeq lists its product as uncharacterized. The transcript has 5 exons. Bases 1 to 1434 code for a protein of 477 amino acids. Gene Ontology annotation, biological process: ribonucleoside monophosphate biosynthetic process; purine nucleotide biosynthetic process; 5-phosphoribose 1-diphosphate biosynthetic process. The record is from RefSeq and is a predicted model, not a curated record. Gene Ontology annotation, molecular function: magnesium ion binding; ribose phosphate diphosphokinase activity. NCBI's taxonomy places the organism in Eukaryota, Fungi, Ascomycota, Eurotiomycetes, Eurotiales, Trichocomaceae. Gene Ontology annotation, cellular component: cytoplasm; ribose phosphate diphosphokinase complex.